Molecule: messenger RNA, 393 nt
Organism: Lipotes vexillifer (Yangtze River dolphin)
Lineage: Eukaryota; Metazoa; Chordata; Mammalia; Artiodactyla; Lipotidae
Product: histone H2A type 2-A
Exons: 1
Coding region: 1-393 (130 amino acids)
Cellular component (GO): nucleosome
Molecular function (GO): structural constituent of chromatin; DNA binding; protein heterodimerization activity
Source: RefSeq, a predicted model, not a curated record
AUGUCUGGUCGUGGCAAACAAGGAGGCAAGACUCGCGCCAAGGCUAAGUCGCGGUCGUCCCGCGCAGGCUUGCAGUUCCCGGUGGGGCGAGUGCACCGCCUGCUGCGUAAGGGCAACUACGCCGAGCGGGUGGGGGCCGGCGCGCCCGUGUAUAUGGCGGCAGUCCUCGAGUACCUGACUGCCGAAAUCCUGGAGCUGGCGGGCAACGCGGCCCGAGACAACAAGAAGACACGCAUUAUUCCUCGUCACCUGCAGUUGGCCAUUCGUAAUGACGAGGAGCUGAACAAGCUGCUGGGCAAAGUCACCAUCGCCCAGGGCGGCGUUUUGCCGAACAUUCAGGCCGUGUUGCUCCCCAAGAAGACGGAGAGCCACCACAAGGCGAAGGGCAAGUGA